AUGUCCUCAUGUCCUCAUGUCCUCAUCUCUUCAGCUGCGCCGCCUAUCAAUAGAUUUCUCUGUUCUCCCCUUCUCCAGACCACCCUUACCCACCCUUUCCACCAGCCUCUAGAGUUCCAGAGACACGGAUCACCAGCCAUGGCUGGCAGCAAAGCCCGCGCCACUCCGGUGCGCGACAACAUGAAGUGCAUCCUCAUCUGCCUAGCUAUGUCGAUGGCCAACUGUCAGUACGGUUACGACACAGCUACCAUCGGUGGUUUCCAGGCCAUGGUUGGCUUCCUUCAGGUAUUCGGCUACAAAGACCCCAAGGGACCGACGGGGUACAACAUCGCGACGACGGUGCAGCAGCUCAUCACGUCCUUCCUCAAUGUCGGCACCAUCAUCGGCGUGCUUCUGACCGCCACCUGGGGCAAAUACUACGGACGCAAGCCCGCCAUCUGGGUCGCCUCCCUCAUAUCUUUCGUCGCUGCUGGCCUCCAGAUCGGCUCCGAGCACGUGGCCGCCCUCUACGUCGGCCGUAUCCUGAUUGGAGUCUCCAACGGCUUCUUCAUCACAUUCGCCAACGUCUACACCGCCGAGGUCAGCCCCGCCCAUCUGCGCGGCUCCAUCGUCUCCUUCUUUGGCAUCUGGGUCAGCAUCGGCAGCAUCCUCGGCGCCAUCGCCAACAACUUCGCCAAGAACAUCAAGAACAAGCACGCAUACCAGAUCCCGCUGGCCAGCCUCUACGCCAUCCCCUUCUGCCUUUCUGUCCUCGUGUUCUUCCUGCCCGAGUCGCCCCGCUGGCUGCUCGUUCAGAACCGCCCCGAGGAGGCCCGCAAGUCUCUCGAGAUUCUGCGCGGUAACUCGUUCCGGAACCACCCCGAGCUGCUCGAGGAGGAGUUCCAGGAGAUGAGCCACGGCAUCGAGGAGGAGAAGGAGCUGACCUCGGGCUCGUCGUUCAUGGACAUGUUCCGGGGCCCCGAUCUACGCCGCACCAUUCUCUGCUUCGCCGUCAUCGUGUCCCACACCUCGUCUGGCCUGUGGCUCGUCGUCGGCUACGCCACCUUCUUCUUCCAGAUGGCCGGCGUCGACCAGCCCUUCCUCGCCACCAUCCUCAAGAGCGUCUGCGGUCUCGUCGGCGUCAUCUCGUGCAUCUUCCUCGGGCAGAAGUACCUCGGCCGGCGCUCCAUGAUGCUCAUCGGCCAUUCCUCGUCCGCUCUGUUCAUGCUCGGCAUCGCGGUCGCCUUCACCGUUGCACCCUACACCAAGCCCGCGGGUAAGGCGAUCAUGGCCUUCGCGCUGCUGUACCAUGGCUUUUACAACGGUUUCUCUGGUGCGCUCAGCUGGCCCAUCGCCACUGAGCUAUGCAGCUCGCGGCUGCGUGUCAUCACCAUCGGCACGGGUACGGGUGUCAACUACGUCUUUGCCUGGUUGACCUCCUUCACCGCGCCAUACUUUAUCAACAAGGAGAAUCUGAACUGGGGCCCGAAGUACGCCUACAUCUGGGCCGGAUCCAACCUCAUUACCUUCAUCUUCUUCCUCUUCUUCCUCCCCGAGAUGAAAGGCCGCUCGCUCGAGGAGCUGGACGAGCUCUUCCAGAACCGCGUGUCGGUGCGCGACUUCCCCAAGUAUCAGUGCGUCUCAUCGGAGCGGGCCAAGGAGGUGGCGCUCAAGGUCACGCACGUCGAGGUCAGCGAGCAAACGCAGCCCCAUCAGGUAAAGGAGGUCAAGCCCGACGAGGAUGAGGUGCGGAACAAGGUCUAA
Molecule: messenger RNA, 1743 nt
Organism: Thyridium curvatum
Lineage: Eukaryota; Fungi; Ascomycota; Sordariomycetes; Thyridiales; Thyridiaceae
Exons: 3
Coding region: 1-1743 (580 amino acids)
Biological process (GO): carbohydrate transport; transmembrane transport
Cellular component (GO): membrane
Molecular function (GO): carbohydrate:proton symporter activity
Source: RefSeq, a predicted model, not a curated record